This is a messenger RNA of Porites lobata, 594 nucleotides long. The record is from the annotation of a GenBank genome assembly. Lineage: Eukaryota; Metazoa; Cnidaria; Anthozoa; Scleractinia; Poritidae.
AUGACUCAGUACCAGAGUUCAAGCCUUGUUGAAGACGAUUCAAGCGAAGUGAACAAUGCCGGUAUCAAAAGCCGUUCUCCUAACUGGUCGGAUGCAGAGAUCCAUUUCCUUAUCGCCACGUGGAAGGAUCACCAUCCCAUCAGCAAGAGACAUAACGCCGCUGUUUGGGAAUCCAUUGUGAAACAACUAAAUAAUCUGUUGAGAGAACAGGGGAUUAUGUCCAUUCGCACAGCAUCCCAAUGCAAGUCUAAGAUAAAGAAUUUAGAAGAUGAAUACAAACGUGUGAAGGACCAUAAUAACAUGAGUAGGAACAAUCGGGAAACUUUCACCUACUAUGAAGAUUUAAAUGAAAUUACACCAAAAGCUGUAAUUGAAUACGGGUUUGAAGACGACAGGCUACCCAUUAAUAUCUGUCCCUCAUGUUCUGGUAAGAAAUCUACCCCUUCAAUGCCAGAAACAGAGGAAGAGCUAUCAGACUCCAGUGUCGGAGACGAAGAGGGUCAAUUGCUUGCGAAUGCACUUUUUAGGUGUGAACUGGCUUCCUCCAACAAAGGGAAGAAAACUUUGGCUAGUGCCCUGAGUUCUUCCAAAUGA